Messenger RNA from Brenthis ino (lesser marbled fritillary), 255 nucleotides. The record is from the annotation of a GenBank genome assembly. NCBI's taxonomy places the organism in Eukaryota, Metazoa, Arthropoda, Insecta, Lepidoptera, Nymphalidae.
AUGUCCUCAAAAGAAGGAGAUUUGUAUCAUCAGCUGUUCUUGGCCUAUAAAGGCUCUCAUGCUGACUUGCCAGCGCAAGUAUGUCAAAAAAAUGCCAAUGAAAUUUGGAAAACGGCUAAAGAAAAACUAAAAAACAAAGAAAAGUUUAUAGAACAUAUAAAUGAUGUUAUACGAGAGUUGAAGGUGAAGGCCACGAAGAAGAAAGCAACAAUGCUGCAAUUCCAGAACCGUCUUCGUCUGCACUCCAGGUGCCAG